Molecule: messenger RNA, 1497 nt
Organism: Australozyma saopauloensis
Lineage: Eukaryota; Fungi; Ascomycota; Pichiomycetes; Serinales; Metschnikowiaceae
Gene: RLM1
Product: Rlm1p
Exons: 1
Coding region: 1-1497 (498 amino acids)
Biological process (GO): positive regulation of transcription by RNA polymerase II
Molecular function (GO): protein dimerization activity; DNA-binding transcription factor activity, RNA polymerase II-specific; RNA polymerase II cis-regulatory region sequence-specific DNA binding
Source: RefSeq, a predicted model, not a curated record
AUGGGUAGAAGAAAAAUUGAGAUCGAGCCACUCACAGACGAUAGAAAUCGGUCGGUGACAUUCGUCAAACGUAAGGCUGGCCUCUUCAAGAAAGCGUAUGAGCUUUCUGUUUUGUGUGAGGUGGACUUGGCCGUCAUUAUCGUUGGCAGCAACAACAAAGUCUAUGAGUUCUCUUCGGUGGAAACCAAUGAGUUGUUGAAAUCCUACCGCGGGGCUACAGUACAUGAGUCCAAGCUGUUGGAAAACUAUGGAAAGUACAAAAAAAGGCCUCAUCUCAAAUCAUGGCCCUUUUCGGCGCUGAACAACGACUCUGCUAGGGAUGCUGCCGUUGAUGAUGGUGACUCAGACGAUGACUCGGAGGUUUCAGAACCCAAAAGACACAAGAGAGACGCUUCCAGCACAUCCAUCUACUCCCAACAAUCUAAUGUCAGCUCCCAGUUUGCAUACUUGGCAGGACAGAAACAAUUGAACCAGAUCCUAGAACAAGACCCCACUCUGCAACGUCCUGUGUUAAGAGUCCAAAUUCCAACUGAUACAAAGCCCAAUGAAAUACUGGCAAGAACCGUGACAGACGUUGAGGGAAGUGAGGAUGGCAAGGAUAAGCUGACCGGUAAUGAUUCGGCAACCCAGUCUCUUCAUCAAAAUGCAAUUGCAUACUCCUUGAGAAAGUUCAAAAGUCCUGAUAGCAAGAAGCCUCCUCUGCCACUUCCACCAGCUCAUAAGCUGCAAACCCUGAGUCCCUUGUCAGCCACAACGCAUCCUCUUCCGAUUAGUUCCAAUGCUCAGUUCUAUUCUUUGCCGCCACCUUCUCCAUCUGGAAACUUUGCGCCCUCGAUCUUACCUACACCGGUGUUUAAUCAAGUAUUCAAUCCACUGUUUAUGAAUCCCAUGAACGUGACGAGUAACACCCUGAUGCCACUAAAUCCGAAUGUCUUAAAUGGACCAGCCUCUGUUGCCUCGGGUCCUGGCGCCGCGCUCUCGUCUGGAAAUACUAUCAAUCCCUCCUCGACCUCUUCCACUAUUCCACUGUCUUCUUCUCGUCCUCAAACAUCAGAUGCUCCAACAACUGCCAAUACGAGCAAUCUCGAAACUGAAGCCCCUAAACUCAAACCUCCUUUACAACAAGCGACAAAUGGUGAACAAACACCGAUUUCUGGACUUCCUUCGCGUUACAUGAAUGAUAUCUUCCCGUCGCCAUCGAAUUUCUACGCAUCACAAGAAUGGCCGACCGGUAUGACCCCAUUUUCCACGUCAAUGUCACAUUAUUUCGUAAGCAUGGCCCCAAGUGCUGCUGGUGCCACGCCUUUGCAGCUCAAUCAGGCAUAUUCAAGUACAAAUAGAGGGUCACAUCUGUCAGCAUCACAUAAGCCUACAGCGGCUUUACUGACAGCGACUCCGCCUCAAGUAGUUCCGCCUGUGCCGAAUGGAAAUAGGAAACCCUCUCUGAGCCUGGCCUCGGAUGGCAUGGGACAAUUUUUCAAACGAGAACUCAACUAA